Auanema sp. JU1783 is the source of this 2730-nucleotide messenger RNA. The record is from the annotation of a GenBank genome assembly. Lineage: Eukaryota; Metazoa; Nematoda; Chromadorea; Rhabditida; Rhabditidae.
AUGUCGAAGUUUUUCCAAGCGAAUAGCUCUGACUCGUCAGAUACAGAAUCGAGUGAAGACGAGGUUCAGGAGGUACAGACCAAAAAACUCACCGCUGCCGCAAACUUGUUCAGUUUGCCCAGCGACAGUGAAGAUGAGGAAAAGCGUGUCGUUCGUGCACAUAAAGAUAAGAAAUUUGAAGAACUGAAGGAUAUUAUUAAGGAUAUGCGUACUGGAAAGUACAACAAAAAUAUUAUAAAAUGCUUAUCAUGCUUUGAUGAUUUGGUGAAAGCCUAUGACCGAUCCAAGACAGUUUUUGCUCGUCAGAAUAUUAGCUACCCUCGCUUUUUCAUUCGUUGUCUUGUUGAGUUGGAAGAUUAUAUCAAUACUCUUUGGGAUGAUAAAGAAGCCAAGUCUGGUUUCUCCAAAAGUAAUGCGAAAGCAUUAAAAGACUUACGUCAAAAACUUCGUAGAUAUUUGAAAGAUAUUGAAGGAGUAGACAAAGUAACAGAAUACAGGAACAAUCCCGACCCUGUUGGGUAUGAAAGUCCAGAAGAAGAAGAGGAGGCUCUUGAUGCGGAAGAGACUGAGGAACCUGCUAAGGCUAGUUCAAAGUCCGCUGACAAAGCGAAGAAACGUUUCGAUGAUUCCGCUGAUUCUGAUAACGAUGGAGACUGGUCUACAGAUUCUGAACCUCUCUCAUCUGAUUCUGAUAUGGAAUUCGACAACAGUGCUAUGGAGGAUCUCCGCCGUUAUUUCUUGAAGAAAGAGUUCCGUGGGGAUGUUGGAGGUAAAGACGAACAAAAGACUGAAAGAAGAAAGAAGCGAUAUGAGAAAAUGCGUGAUGUCAAGACUUUGGAUCUUGUUGAAGAAGAUGACGAUGAAGAAGGUGAAUGGACUCCAAUCACAAAAGAGAAGCCUGUGCAACUUUUUGACCCUAAAAGCGAAGUUACUCAUGAGGCUAUGAUCAGUAAGAUCGAGGAGGUUAUGUCCUCUCGUGGAAGAAUGGGAACUAAUAGAAAGCAACACGUUCGCGUUUUGCAAGACUUAUACCAAAUUGCUGAAGAUAAGAAAUUAGGAGUUGGUAUCUUGGUCAAGCUUUUGUUCAACAUCAUAUCUUCACUGUUCGAGCUUAACACUAAAAUCAGCGAUUUCAUGGACUUCGCUAACUUCACGAGAACCAUGACUGCUGUCAACAGCUUGUUGGAUAUGUUGAUUGCUAACCCCAACGUCAAGUUAUCGAUAAGAUUCACAGAAGAAGAAGAAAACCUAAAGAACGAAGAGGAACCCUACAAAGUGCAAGGAUCUUUCUUGAUGACCGUUCAACGACUAGAUAACGAACUUACAAAGAUUCUCCAGAACGCUGAUUGUCACUCUAAUGACUAUAUUGAAAAGCUGAAGGGUGAAAAGGAAAUGUGCGAUCUCAUCGAUAGAACUCUGCGCUACGUUGAAGAACGAUUCGAUUUAGGAAUCUUUGAUGUUGAUGAGAUCUGCAAAGUAUACAUGAUGCAAAUCGAACAUUUAUACUAUAAAUAUCAUGAAGCUAAGGAGGGCGAAGAGCCUGUAUCCACUGUUAUGGAUCGCUUAUGCAAAAAGAUUUAUCAACUUGAUGACGAGAAGCGAUUGAGACAAAGGGCUAUGCUUUGCCAUAUAUACUUCCUCGCACUUCAUGACGAUUGGCACAGAGCGAGAGACAUGAUGCUUAUGAGUCAUUUACAAGCCAUUGUUGAUCAUUCUGAUACUGACACUCAGAUUUUGUACAACAGAACUAUUUGCCAACUAGGACUUUGUGCUUUCCGUCACGGCUUCAUUAAAGAAGCUCACCAGGGUCUUGCUGAAAUUCAAAAUACUCAGCGCGCAAAGGAACUCUUGGCUCAAGCCGUUACAAUGCGUCAGCAUGAAAAAACAGCUGAACAGGAAAAAGUUGAGCGUCAACGUCAGGUUCCAUAUCACAUGCAUAUUAACGUUGAGUUAAUGGAAUGUGUUUAUUUGAUUUGUUCCAUGCUUCUCGAGAUACCCCAUAUGGCUAGCUAUGAGUUUGAGAUGAGACGUCGUCUUCUUAGUCGCAGUUUCCACUAUCAGCUCAAACAAAGUGAAAAGGCUUCCCUCAUCGGACCUCCUGAAAUGACAAGAGAGCAUGUUGUUGCUGCUUCUCGCGCCAUGCUUGCUGGAGACUGGAAGAAAUGUAGGGAUUACAUUGUCAAUGAAAAAAUGAACCAAAAGGUGUGGAACUUAUUCCGUAAUGCUGAACAUGUGAAAUCAAUGGUAGUAGUCAGAAUUCAAGAAGAAACUUUAAGAACUUACUUAUUGAUGUACUCGACUGUAUACACUACCGUUUCUUUGGAGAAACUUUCUAUUCUCUUUGAGAUGGAUAAGAAGCAAGUUCAUAGUAUUAUCAGCAAAAUGAUCAUUCAAGAAGAACUCUCUGCCACUCUCGAUGAGCCUACAGAUUGCCUGAUUAUGCACCGUGUUGAACCUAGCAGACUACAAAUGCUGGCUCUCAAUCUUACUGACAAGCUUCAAGUUUUGGCUGAAAAUAAUGAACAAAUUUUGGAACCUAGAACUGGGAGAGCUGGCUAUGCUGGACCUGGAGCCUGGUUUACCGGGAGAACUGACAGACAAGGAGAUAAACAAAAAGGAACAGGCGGAUUCCAGGCUGAAGGAAAGCGCGGAGGAACCGGAGCCUGGGGUUCUCAAAACAAUGCAAACUCUCAACGACGACGUGAGCGUGAAUCACAGAAAAGAUUCUAA